AUUUACCCACCAAAUCAAAAAACCGUUGACGGAGCCGUUCGUCGAUAGCUCCCGCUGCUUUCCAUCUACCUUCUGACCUUCAUCCGCUGUUCACACGCUUUAAUCGCUUACUUUGUCGCGGAAAUUGAUUCGUAAUCUCAUAAAUUUGAAGUGUCGGAGUAUCUUCAUUGUAAUUGAGUAUGUUCUUAGAUUCCCAACAGUAACAAUCGAACAUAUAAAUGUAUUUCCCUGUAUUCGAAUUACAAACCCAUGAAUUAUCAUGAUUGCACCAAACGCUAAUGAAGCAGCUCUACGAACAGUAAUGUUGGAGUUACUGAAUACUGUGGUAUUCGAAACCAAAAGAACCCCCAAAUUUAGAACUCUACUGAAGCGCAUCGAGAGAACUUUAAGGAACAUUGAGCCGAUUUUUUAUGGAUAUGAGAGGUUGAGAAAAGUUUUAUAUCGUCCUGAAAACGAGACCAAAAUGUUCAUAUAUUAUGUGGCAAAUGGAAAGGAAGUAGUUCUGGAGUGCUCAGAGAUCAAAAUGUUGGAAUGUGUACAAGAAAUUUCUUCACGCCAACAAGCUAAUUGGAUUGGACAACAUGCUUUUGAGAUUCUUUCAGAGUGAAUUGCAGGAUAAUUUGAGUUCUAGCAGGAGGAGUCUGUUUGAGAUUUAUGCUUUGGGAGACAAAUUGGAUCAAGUCCUUGCAGCUGUUACCAAACAGACAGGUGGAUUUUCUGAUUCUUGCAGUGUUCCAGGGCUUCCAGAUGUGAUCAUUGGGUUGGAUUUUCAUCUUCAAAAACUGAAAAGAAUGGUGCUCAAAGAUGACAACCAGGUCAUAACAGUUUCAGCUCCUGGAGGAUGUGGGAAGACUACAUUAGUAAAGAUGCUCUGUCAUGAUAAUGAAAUCAAAGGCAUUUUUGGGGACAACAUCUUUUAUGUUACUGUUUCUAGAACAACCUCCCUGAAGACAAUCAUCCAGAAACUAUUUACACAUUUUCAUGUGAGUCAUUGUGAGUUACAAACUAAUGAAGAGGCAAAGAACCAAUUAGAGAACUUUAUGAGACAAAUGAGAUCAAAGAACAUAUUGCUGGUGUUGGAUGACGUGUGGUCAGAAUCCGAAUCACUUAUUGAAGAUCUUAAGUUUCCAAUAUCAGGAUACAAAAUCUUGGUGACAUCAAGAUUCUUGUUUUCAAGAUUCGGUUCCACAUAUGAACUAACUUUGUUAAACGAUCAAGAUGCAAAGACCCUUUUUUGCUCUUCUGCAUUUCAUAACAUGAGUUCUGUUAACGUGCCAGAUGAUCUUGUGAACAAGAUGGUUAAAUACUGCAAGGGGUUUCCAUUGGCGCUUACUGUAAUUGGUGCAUCAUUAUGUGGUCAAAAUGUGGUCAAAUGGAGGUCAACUUUGAAGAAAUGGUCAGAAGAUUUGGGUUUGUUUCCAGAAGAUGAAAAAAUCACAGCCUCUGCUUUAAUGGACAUGUGGGUAGAAUUAUACAAUUUAGAUGAUGAAGGAAUGUAUACAAGUGAAUACCUUCUUGAACUCUCUUCAAGAAACCUUCUCAAUCUUGUUCUCACCAGGAAAGAUGGUAGUGAACUCGAAGGGUAUUGUAACGAGCAUUAUGUCACACAACAUGAUUUGUUAAGAGAAUUAGCCAUCCAUUUGAGUAGCCAAGAUCCAAUAUCUCAAAGAACAAGAUUGUUGAUUGAAAUUUACAAGAAUCAAAUACCCACAUGGUGGAUUCAACAAAAGCAAGAACCAAUCGCUGCACGUUUCUUGUCUAUCACAACAGACGAAUCAUUCUCGUCGAUUUGGUACGAUCUAAACGCCCCAAACGUUGAAGUUUUGGUAUUAAACAUACGAAGUCGGAAAUACGAACUCCCCCCAUUCAUAAAAAAAAUGAAUAAAUUAAAAGUUUUAAUCAUCACAAGUUAUGGGACAUGUCCUUGCGAGUUACACGAACUUCAAUUCAUUAGUUCUCUAACAAAUCUAAAACGUAUAAGACUCGAACAUCUCUCGCUUUCUCACUCAAUCCAAUCCAUUUUGGAAUUGUAUGAGUUAAAGAAGCUUUCAGUUACCAUGUGUGAGAUCGGUAGUGCAUUAGCGAGUUGUACAAAUGUUACGCUUCCAAAUCUCUUAGAGCUUGAAAUCGACCGUUGUUAUGAUUUGACGGAAAUACCCUCGGAAUUUUGUAGUCUUGAUCAUCUCAAGAAACUAAGCAUUACUAAUUGCCAUGAGCUUGACUCUCUUCCUAAGGGAUUGGGGAGUUUGUCGAAUUUGGAGAUUUUAAGGAUUCAUUCUUGUACGAGGUUAGUUCGAUUGCCCGAUUCGAUUAGGUUCCUUGGUAAUUUGGUGUUCCUUGAUAUAUCGGAUUGUUUGAGUAUAAAUAUGUUGCCUUAUGAGCUUGGGAAGUUGAAUGGUCUUAGAGUGAUUAAGAUGAGUGGUUGUCGGGGAUUAGAAGAGUUACCCGAUUCGGUGAUUGAUUUGUGUUUGUUGGAAGAUGUGAUUUGUGACGAAGAGACUUCAUAUUUAUGGAGCUAUUAUGAAGAUGAUCUUUGUGAUUUAAAGAUAAAUACAGUUGAAGAUGACCGAUUUGCAAACUUCAUGAAAAUAGUUGCACAUUAGUGGCGAGCGGGCCGAUGGCCCGCUCUUUGUUAGAGCAGGCCUUUUUGACUGGGCUAGCCCAACCUCUUCUCUGGUUGAAUGGUUGAUCAGUCCUUGUUGACUCUGAGUCAAAAAAGCAGCAUCUGCAGCCCAAGCCCAAUUGAUAGGGCCAGUUAUGAUGGUUAC
Lactuca virosa is the source of this 2768-nucleotide messenger RNA. The record is from the annotation of a GenBank genome assembly. Lineage: Eukaryota; Viridiplantae; Streptophyta; Magnoliopsida; Asterales; Asteraceae.